UGCUGACGCGUCGAUAGCCUCUAUAUUCGAUCUUUACAGGAGGCUACAAAAUGGAUCGAAAGUAUCAGAAAGUGGAGAUGGGGGUGGGUGCGUUUCAUCACCCACCGAGAGCAAAAUAUAGCGAGGAAACAAAAAAUUUGAUCAAACUUCUAAUGGAGGAAUCCAAAGUUAGUAUGAUGAAAAGAAAGACUAUUCAGGAAGCGAUUAACCGGGGUGAGCCCUUACCAGUUGUGGAAAAUUCGAAAGUAGAAUCGAAUAAGCAUAAUUUGCAGUAUCAGGUUUUGAUACCUACUGCUUGGAAAAAACGAUCACAAGAUAUGAUUAUUAAAAGUGGUGCCUAUGAGAGGGAGCAGUAUAGAAGAACAUCUCCUUUGCGUAAUAAAGAAAAACAAAAGCGUCAUUUAGCAUGCAUGAUGGCAUACGGCAAGGAUAUGCCUGAAACUCCUCAUGGACCAAGGAUUCUUCAUAAAGCGAGACGAGAACCACGUAAUUCUGACACCAAUGAUUCCAUCGAUGAUCUGGUACGAGGAAUUAAAGAACGAAUGGAAUUUUUAAACGAUAUGGAAUGUCUUGGAAUGGAUAAGAAAUAUCGCCCUAUAAUACAGCAAGAAGUCGCGCAUAAGUUACGAUUGAUCGAAUCGGUAGAUAAACAGAGAUCCAAAGAAAUUCGAAAGGAUAUCCGGAAACUCGAAAAACCAUUGCCAAAACCAUUUCCAUUAGGUCAACUUGACGAAAAUUAAGAAUUAUU
Molecule: messenger RNA, 748 nt
Organism: Eufriesea mexicana
Lineage: Eukaryota; Metazoa; Arthropoda; Insecta; Hymenoptera; Apidae
Product: UPF0193 protein EVG1
Exons: 5
Coding region: 51-740 (229 amino acids)
Source: RefSeq, a predicted model, not a curated record